AACCAUGUGGUGCCCAUAUGAAAAGUUCCAUGACAUAUUUCGGGGCGUGAAGGGGAGCAUGAUUUAGCGCCGGGUAUCGACAUGACCACGACCAUGGAUUAUAAUCGCCGUCCACCCAAGACUUUGCAUGAACUCUGUAAAGAACGCCUGGUUACCCAAUAUCUUUCGACUCUGGGCAAUCUGCAAAUGGGUCCCCCGCUGUCUUGGUUGGGUUGGCCUUUUACCUGCAUGGAAUCUAAGACCUUCCGGCGGCAUGGCAUAAGAAAACUUCAGGCUGUGAUGUCUCAAGCUCCGAACCAUUUCAACGAAAUCGCCUUGGAAAUGUAUAAGCGGGAUCCCUCUUGCAUAGAAGCCAUCCUUCAUCCGUUACUAUUGGCCCUGGAAAUUAACUCCCAGAGCUUGAAAUUGGCUUUGGAUUACGCCUACAACUUGACCAACCUCACGACGCUUUACCUAUUUUUCGACAUCACUCGACAUGCGGUUCACGUCCAGAAGUUUCAUGAAUUCGUGGGAGGUCUCGUUCAUCUGACCCACCUGAAAUUGUCCAAUUGUUGCACGGAUGCCCUCUUAGCUGUGGUCGGGACCAACUGUAAGCAGCUCUGUGUCUUGGAUGCUGAGGAAGACUCUGAGAUGACCAUCACGGAUCACGGCCUCGCUUUCCUAGUCAAUUGCGCAAAGCUUCACACGGUGGUUCUCAACGAUGCGGGCGAUGAAUACGAUUACGAAGACAGAUACUUCGGUAUUACGGGGAAAGGUAUUGCCAAUCUCAUGAUCUCACUACCCAAUCUGUGCCUCUUGGUCUGUGAGCCCUACUUACUCCGGGAGGCGUUACGCUUUGUGCAUAUUAUCAACGUCAAUUCGCACACAUAUCAGCUGAAAUAUCUUCAUUGCAAAUUUCCGGACCGAGAGUUUUUGUAUUCCGUGAGCAAACUCUGUCCAAUGGUCCAUGAGCUCGUCAUCGAGGAUCAAAGUCGCGAUUGCGUCGACGUUCUGCCUUAUUUCCAACAUUUGCACACCUUGAAGCUCGAAAACUGUUCAUGGACGGCUCGAGAAGAACCCAGUUAUAAGAUCGUGUUUGCCAAUCUUGCCAAACUUGAGUUGAAGAAUCCAAAGACAUUAGUAAUAGAUCCGCCCUUUGUCACCAAACUAGGAAAGUGGUGCCCCAAUUUGACCAAACUGUCGAUUACACUCUAUCAACCAGAUGUUCUCACGAAAGCUUUAGCCUUCGGAUCCAACACUGAGUUCUUUCCCAAGCUUGAAUCCCUGGCCAUUGAUGGUGAUGUGUCGCUUCACUUGAUUGAGACCAUGCUGAUCUCGUCCAAUUUGAAGUCGUUAACCAUUUACAUUCACGAUCUCAGCGUAUCCUCUGGACAGUUUGACAGUCUGAUGCUGAGAAUGGCUCGAGAUGGUCAUCUCUCUCGAGUCGAAACGUUACAAUGUUUCCAGUGGAAAGUCAGCCUUGAAACAAUGCUCUUUGUGAUUGACUCCUGCGUGAAUCUCCGCAACAUUUGGGGUUUGGAUCUCUUGAUGAUGUGCCCAGUGUCGAUUCGAACCAUUCAAGAGCACAUCGCUCGGAAUAACAGAUGGAUCGACCUACACGAUGUGUCGUUUUUCGAAAAGUCUCGAGGAGUCUCAUUCUUGAGCGAAAGAAGCAAACGCCGCGUUCAAGCCGCGGAGCAGAUGGGAGAUCGAGAUAUGCUGGCACAUCUAUUGGGAGAGCAAACUCUAGAUGAUCUGCUAAAAGAGGUCAAUCUCCUCUAGUCAGAAUCUGUCAUCAUCUAAUCAAGCGCAAGUUCAACAUGAAACUGAAAUAUAUUUUACACCUCACUGAAACUCGA
Messenger RNA from Tigriopus californicus, 1838 nucleotides. RefSeq lists its product as uncharacterized. Gene Ontology annotation, biological process: SCF-dependent proteasomal ubiquitin-dependent protein catabolic process. Lineage: Eukaryota; Metazoa; Arthropoda; Copepoda; Harpacticoida; Harpacticidae. Gene Ontology annotation, cellular component: SCF ubiquitin ligase complex. The record is from RefSeq and is a predicted model, not a curated record.